AUGGGUAGAGAGAGCUGGCUAGGGCUGGGCGGUCGCCUAAAGAAGGCAGUGAAGAAAUUAACAUUUGUACUCAGCUUCAAACUGAGGCGAUGGCAUUGGGCUUCCAUUGUUGGUUGCGCUUUUACCAGGCGCCGGUUGAGCUUUAAUGACCGAGUGGGCUUACAUGGCUGCAUCGAAGAUGAUCAAGGCGAGAAGUCCGAUGGAAAUCGUUCCUUUAGAGGGGUUCAACGAGCGAAAAGCUUUGCUUAUUCCGACGAUGAUGUUGAUAGGAGAGCGGAUAUUUUCAUUGCUAAUUUUCGUCGUCAGCUUCGUCUUGAAAGACAGAUUUCUUUGGAGUUAAGGUACUGUAAUGGGCGUAGUUUUAAAGGCGACGAAGAUAAUCAGUCGUUUUGA
This is a messenger RNA of Carya illinoinensis, 393 nucleotides long. RefSeq lists its product as uncharacterized. The transcript has a single exon. Bases 1 to 393 code for a protein of 130 amino acids. NCBI's taxonomy places the organism in Eukaryota, Viridiplantae, Streptophyta, Magnoliopsida, Fagales, Juglandaceae. The record is from RefSeq and is a predicted model, not a curated record.